Molossus molossus (Pallas's mastiff bat) is the source of this 510-nucleotide messenger RNA. It is a transcript of the gene RPS27L, whose product is annotated as ribosomal protein S27 like. Bases 88 to 342 code for a protein of 84 amino acids. The record is from RefSeq and is a predicted model, not a curated record. Gene Ontology annotation, molecular function: structural constituent of ribosome; RNA binding. Gene Ontology annotation, biological process: ribosomal small subunit assembly; translation. Lineage: Eukaryota; Metazoa; Chordata; Mammalia; Chiroptera; Molossidae. The transcript has 4 exons. Gene Ontology annotation, cellular component: ribosome; cytosolic small ribosomal subunit.
UUGCUGCUGCUGCUGCCUGAUCGCGUGCUGCUCGCCAGGGGUGUCGCCGCUGAGAUCUCCACGGGCUGCGCUUGCAAGAGGAUCAACAUGCCUUUGGCUAGAGAUUUACUACAUCCGUCCUUGGAAGAGGAAAAGAAAAAACAUAAAAAGAAACGGCUAGUUCAGAGUCCAAAUUCUUAUUUUAUGGAUGUAAAAUGUCCAGGUUGCUACAAGAUCACUACGGUUUUCAGCCAUGCUCAGACCGUGGUUCUUUGUGUAGGUUGUUCAACAGUGUUGUGCCAGCCGACAGGAGGAAAGGCUAGACUCACGGAAGGGUGUUCAUUUAGAAGAAAGCAACACUAAUGAUCCACACAACUUCCUGAAUUUGUGUUCUAUCACAGAAAGCCUUAUUAGUUCAGGAAUUCUAGUUAAGCUACCAGGAUAAUGUAAUUACAUUUAAUUUUGUAAGUAUACAACAGUGAUCUCCUAUUUUGGUGUCAGUUUUUCAAUAAAGUUUUGAUUAUGGGCAAA